Molecule: messenger RNA, 3082 nt
Organism: Micropterus salmoides (largemouth bass)
Lineage: Eukaryota; Metazoa; Chordata; Actinopteri; Centrarchiformes; Centrarchidae
Gene: papss1
Product: 3'-phosphoadenosine 5'-phosphosulfate synthase 1
Exons: 12
Coding region: 207-2081 (624 amino acids)
Biological process (GO): sulfate assimilation; 3'-phosphoadenosine 5'-phosphosulfate biosynthetic process
Molecular function (GO): ATP binding; sulfate adenylyltransferase (ATP) activity; adenylylsulfate kinase activity
Source: RefSeq, a predicted model, not a curated record
GUGGCUACUCGGGGAGCUCUUCCCGGUUGUUGUGCCAGCCAGGCUCCUCGGCUCUGGGCUCCUCCAUUCACUGGAGAUACCUGUGGCAAAAAUAAAUAAAUCAAGCGAUACCUGUAACUUACUAAACAAAGAGCCCGGCGGUUUGCCUUUUUUGUGUACUAUUUAAAGAGGAAGACAGUUGAAUCAGCCGCUGACUGCUGCCCGCGAUGGAUACGUAUGGUAACUCGCACAAGAAACAGAAGCUGAGCAACGCUGCUGAGAACUGGGGAAUGCAGCGUGCAACUAAUGUCACCUAUCAAGCUCAUCAUGUCAGUCGAAACAAGCGUGGGCAGGUUGUGGGCACAAGAGGAGGGUUCAGAGGAUGCACCGUUUGGCUGAGUGGUUUGUCCGGUGCGGGGAAGACCACAGUGAGCAUGGCUCUGGAGGAGUACCUGGUGUGUCACGGUAUCCCCUGCUACACACUGGAUGGGGACAACAUCCGUCAGGGGCUGAACAAAAACCUGGGCUUCAGCCCAGAGGACCGUGAAGAGAACAUUAGACGCAUUGCUGAGGUGGCCAGGCUUUUUGCUGAUGCUGGUCUGGUCUGUAUCGCCAGCUUCAUCUCUCCCUACAGCAGGGAUCGCCUUAAUGCCAGGAAGAUCCAUGAGGCUGCAGGGCUGCCUUUUUUUGAGGUGUUUGUGGAUGCUCCCCUGGAUGUCUGUGAGCAGAGAGAUGUGAAGGGGCUGUACAAGAGAGCCCGAGCCGGGGAGAUAAGAGGUUUUACUGGAAUUGACUCUGAGUACGAGAAGCCAGAGGCUCCAGAGCUGGUGCUGAAGACCGACUCCUGCAGUGUGAAUGAGUGCAUACAGCAGCUUAUUGACCUGCUUCAGGAGAGGGAUAUAGUUCCUGUCGAUGCAUCUUAUGAAGUGAAAGAGCUGUACGUUCAGGAGAAUAAACUGGACCUGGCUAAGGCUGAUGCAGAGACUCUGCCUGCUGUACAGAUUGGGAAGGUGGACAUGCAGUGGGUGCAGGUGCUGGCUGAAGGCUGGGCCACUCCUCUGAAUGGCUUUAUGAGAGAGAGAGAGUAUUUGCAGUGUCUUCAUUUUGACUGUCUGCUGGAUGGUGGUGUCAUCAACCUGUCAGUGCCUGUGGUGCUGCCGGUGUCUACUGCAGAUAAAGAGCGUUUAGAUGGCGUGACAGCUAUAGCCUUGGUCUACGGGGGCAGGCGAGUGGCCAUCCUUCGCAACCCUGAGUUUUAUGAACACCGCAAAGAAGAGCGAUGUGCUCGCCAGUGGGGCACCACCUGCAAGGACCACCCCUACAUCAAGAUGGUGAUGGAAAGUGGGGACUGGCUGGUUGGGGGAGACCUGCAGGUUCUGGACAGGAUCUGCUGGAAUGACGGACUCGAUCAGUACCGGCUGACGCCCACGGAGCUCAAACAGAAGUUUAAAGAAAUGAAUGCAGAUGCUGUAUUUGCCUUCCAGCUCCGCAACCCAGUCCACAACGGCCAUGCCCUUCUGAUGCAGGACACCCACAAGCGUCUCAUCGAGCGAGGCUACCGCCGGCCUGUUCUGCUGCUUCACCCACUGGGAGGCUGGACCAAGGACGAUGAUGUGCCGCUGCCCUGGCGAAUGAAGCAGCACGCCGCUGUGCUGGAGGAGGGCGUCCUGAAUCCAGACUAUACCAUCGUAGCUAUAUUUCCUUCACCCAUGAUGUAUGCAGGGCCAACUGAGGUUCAGUGGCAUUGCAGAGCUCGAAUGGUUGCUGGAGCCAACUUCUACAUCGUAGGCCGUGACCCUGCAGGCAUGCCCCACCCUGACACAGGAAAGGACCUGUAUGAGCCCACUCAUGGGGCCAAGGUCCUCACCAUGGCUCCGGGCCUCAUCACCCUGGAGAUUGUACCCUUUAAGGUCGCUGCUUACAACAAGGUCAAAAGAGCAAUGGACUUUUAUGACUCCAAAAACCAUGAAGAUUACGAUUUUAUCUCAGGCACACGUAUGCGCAAGAUGGCUCGUGAGGGAGAGAAUCCUCCUGACGGCUUCAUGGCGCCGAAGGCUUGGGCUGUGCUGAAAGAAUACUAUAAGUCACUGGAGAAGGCCUAAAGGUCACAUCUUAGAGGAAAAAACAUGAAAACACAUUGUUUUUUUUUACUGAUGUUUAAAACGCCGAAUGCGGGGACCACUCAUCUGCUAUCAGAAACCACGCACAGCUGUCAGUCAUGAAACUGGUCUCAGUCUCAUAUUUGUGUUUUAACCGUAUGAACUUUAUUAACUAAACUUACAAACAAAAGAAUUUCUUUGAAAGUAGAUGCUUGUGUUUCUCACUAACAUUUAUAACUGUAUAUUCUGAUGGCUGGUUACAGAAAAGACUGUGUGAAAAUAUAAGAUCAAGACUUGUAAUGACCUGUGUAGAAAGUACUGUUGACCAGUACUUAUACAGGAACGAAUGAAUGUUGAGUAUUUGUGAUGUCUCAUUUUAAAACAUUUUAGCUCCUGCUAAAGUUCACUUAACUCACCACUGAAACCCAGUUGCUUUAUACUGUAUGUUUGCAAGUGGCCGUGGUAAUUGCUCAGAAUUUGGUGUACACAAGUAUUUGAUGUAAAAGUCGAGUGCCUUGGUCUUCAGAAAAUGAACUCACAUUAUGUCUUGUUUGAAUUAGGACACAGACAACACUCACACGCCUGCUUCUUGUCCCACUUGUCUUGAUGUUACUCUGAAACAGUCCAGUAGUUCAAGAAAUGGUUUGCAAAACAGAUCAGUAUAAAAUGUUUUUUUUUAAAAUUGGAAUAUGCAACCCUAACCUUCCUAAACUCCUAGGAAAAACUUUUUAAAACUUUUUUGUCAUAUUAUUUAGUAUAUUUAUUCUGUCCUAACAUUGCAGUGUUUUCUGUUUUUGACAGUGUUGUGCAUGUAGUUUUGGUACUUAACAGUCUUGAUAUUUUGUUACAUUUUCUUCAUUUGUUCUCAUGGGUUGCUAAUAUUUUCCAUGUGGUAAUUCAUUUUUAAGAGUUGGCCUGUAUUAACAUAUGGUUGAUGGUUACCAUCAAGGGAUCAGAUUUGUAAUCUUCCUUGUCCAAUAAACCAUUUUUAGCUAAAAGAACAA